Molecule: messenger RNA, 2705 nt
Organism: Brassica napus (rape)
Lineage: Eukaryota; Viridiplantae; Streptophyta; Magnoliopsida; Brassicales; Brassicaceae
Product: gibberellin 3-beta-dioxygenase 2-like
Exons: 1
Coding region: 1436-2026 (196 amino acids)
Biological process (GO): response to light stimulus; gibberellin biosynthetic process
Molecular function (GO): gibberellin 3-beta-dioxygenase activity
Source: RefSeq, a predicted model, not a curated record
GAAUGCAAGGGACAUUUGGAGCUUGAGCUAAUAAAAUGUUUUGAUAGACUAGUAACACUAGACCAUGGACAAUGGUUUCAAAAUCUAUUUCACUUUCCACACCUUCUUUUUCUGUUUUUAAUAUUUCAUAUUAUAUUCUCUAUUUAAAUGUUUUCUUAUAUAAUUGUAGACCGUAUAUAUAUAGUAACAUCUUAUAAAAAUCUACAUAUAAUUAAGUCUACUUUCUCCAAAAAGAAGAAAAAUAGACUCGCAGAGAGAAGUUAGAGAGAAAAAGUAGAUCUUGGAGGUUCGGUGUCCGGCCGGCGCGUAAGCGCGCCUGCCGGCGCCGGAGCUCGUCGUCUUUCAGUUUAAUCGUCCGGCUUUUGUCCCAUCCUCCUCUCCGUUCAGUGACCGCCUUGUCUGAGCUGUGGUUUCAUCAUCAUCUAUGAUGUAUCGGAUCUUGGAGUGAAGACGCGGUUGGUGUGGAGUUGAUGGUGCGGUGAGGACGCGUGUAGUAUGGAUCUCGUUCCCGGGAGAUGGAAGCAUCCACAGAUCCGUCGUCGCCGGCUUUUGUUACUGCGAGGUGGAAGCGUCUUUGGCUUCGCCGUCGUCGACUCAAGUCCCCGGGGUGUGAAGGCUUCCUCAGCUUCCCGCCGCCGGCUUUAGGUUUUUUAGUUAUGGUUUCUUAGUGCUGGGUUUGAGCGGGGAUCGUCUGGUUCUUGGUUGUCGCUUUAGAUUUAAAGAUUUCAAGCUUUCGCUUUGUCGGAAGAGCUCUCUAGGAGAGAUGAGGCUCUCCGAUGGGUGGAUAGAGUGGGAAGUAUUGGAUGGGUUCGGCGGAGGCUCUUCGGUUAUGAGCUCCGUUUGAAGUUUGUGGUGGUGAGGUGAUUCCGGUGGUGAGACGAGGCGGAGUCGGCCAAGUCGAGGCGGAUGCAACGCGUGCAGUUCUGAUGGGUGGAGAUGCAUCCACGUGUUCGGCGUCCAGUCUUUUUGACGCUCGAGUCGGUCGUCGUCACACCGGGGAUGGUUUGGGCCGUUGGCCCGUGUAAUGGGUACUGUGGAUUAUUGGGCCGGGUUUUUUUUUUUUUUUUAUGUAUUCUGGGCUUUUAUGUAAUCGGUUUCGGGGUUCGGCCCGAUCUUUUUAAUAUUAAAAACAUUGACGGAAAAAAAGGAAGAAAAAUAGACUCGACCAAAAAAAAGAUAUGUGGACGUUAGUAAAUGACUUUACCGUUGACUAUAUUAAUUUCUAGUUCUUAGUAAAAAACACAAUGAAAGUGGAUGGACCCACCAAAGAUGUCUCUGUCUCAAAUAUCAGUGGUGUAUCUGUAAAGUAACAACAGUAUUUAUGUCAUUUAUAGCAGGAAAAAAAAACUUAUCGACCUAUCACUUUCUCAAAUACUAUAUUUGACCAUUUGGAUACAUUUCUAUAUUUCUGAUACAUAGAUUUCACAGUGAAAUUAUGGAAGAGUACGAAGAACAUAUGCAAAAGUUGGCAGCGAAGUUGAUGUGGUUAGCACUGGGUUCACUGGGAGUUGAAGAAAAAGACAUUGAAUGGGCUGGGAUUAGUUCAGACUUUCAAGGGUCCCAAGCAGCUAUCCAACUAAACCACUAUCCAAUAUGCCCAGAACCAGACCGAGCAAUGGGCCUUGCGGCACAUACCGACUCAACUCUCAUGACCAUACUGUACCAGAACAACACUGCCGGUCUCCAGGUUUUCAGGGAUGACGUGGGCUGGAUCACCGUGCCACCUGUCCCUGGAUCACUAGUGGUCAACGUCGGUGACUUACUGCACAUUUUGACCAACGGAAUAUUCCAGAGCGUUCUUCACCGAGCUAGAGUUAACCACAUCCGAUCUCGCUUCUCCAUGGCUUACCUGUGGGGUCCACCUUCUGAGCAAAUGAUCUCUCCGCUUCCCAAACUGGUUGAUCCUCCGCAGUCUCCUCUUUACCCAUCUCUCACUUGGAAACAGUACCCUGCAACCAAAGCUAUCCAUUUUAAUCAGUCUCUUUCCUUUAUUAGAAACUGUCUGUCUUUAGACCAAAUCUCUUGAUGUUUACUUUUUCUACUGGCUUUAGUGUACAGUUUUAAUUGAAUCUCCUUAAUGUUCUAGUGUUUAUUUAAUUUUUUUUUUAAAAACUAAAGUUGCAAAUCAAACGUAUAUAUAUAUUUAUUCAUACAUUGACACUUGGAUAAACAUGCAUUCAUUGCGGCGGCAAAGAAUGAUGUAAUUCGUUACUCCACGCCAUCAUCAAGAACAAAUCAAUGAGAACUGAAAUCAACAGCUAUGUGUGGUCUGACUGCAAAUAUCAAACAUUUGAGCUCGGAUUUGUCGACAAAUAUGAAAUAGAAUCAGAAAGCUCUGUUUUUUUUUUUGUUACCAGAAGGGAUCGUUUCCUUGUGGCCAAAGUAGUUCAGAGAAAUCUUUGCAAGCUUGGGGCUCCGUCGCAUAAUCAAUCCCGAAACUCUCGUGGAUUCGGUAAUCGUCAACAACGACCAUAGACAUGUAGCCAUGGGAGGCCUUGUGAUUCUCAUUCUUGAUCUUGACCUCGUAAGGGAGAUCAUACAUCUCCUUCAUGCCGGCAAGCAAGCAAGUCAUCCCUGAGGUCUGAUGAAAUGCCAUUGAACUCUGCCACAAACCACCCACCCCUGCUCCUCCAUUGCUUUUCGGACCUCGUCUCUGAUCGUGUUUCAGUGACUCGUUCCUGGCACUAGUUUAUCGCGGGCAGGAG